Molecule: messenger RNA, 1647 nt
Organism: Lecanosticta acicola
Lineage: Eukaryota; Fungi; Ascomycota; Dothideomycetes; Mycosphaerellales; Mycosphaerellaceae
Source: the annotation of a GenBank genome assembly
AUGCCUUUCUCGCUGUCCUCCCUCUGGAGUGCUCCCCCAGUCAACCCCAUCAACAAGAAGGCUCGCUCGAUCCCCGUCUUCAACCCGGUCAACAAAUAUGGACGAGUAUUCUUCUUCUCGUGGUUUGGAUUCCUCCUGGCUUUCUGGUCCUGGUAAGUGAUGACGGAACGGCGGCAAGGUCUUAUCUAUCCCCGGUCUCGCCUCUGCACCCCAGACGGCUUGCUAACACCAACAACCAGGUAUGCCUUCCCACCACUUCUCCACGACGUGAUCGCAAAGGAUCUCAAGCUCUCCACCGUCCAAGUCCAAAAUUCCAACAUCAUCGCUCUUGUUGCAACUCUACUCGUUCGGCUUGUUGCUGGACCAGCUUGUGACCGUUUCGGACCUCGCUGGACGUUUGCAGGAUGUCUGCUCGUCGGUGCUAUCCCGACAUUCCUGUCCGGCACCGCCUACAAUGUCCACCAGCUCUACGCCCUCCGUUUCUUCAUCGGUAUUCUGGGUGGUAGCUUCGUGCCAUGCCAAGUAUGGACGACCGGAUUCUACGACAAGAACAUCAUCGGAACCGCCAACUCCCUUACCGCCGGUCUGGGAAAUGCAGGAGGUGGUAUCACGUACUUUGUUAUGCCAGCGGUCUACAACGCCCUGGUCGGCGACGGUCUGACGCCACACACCGCAUGGCGUGUCACCUUUAUCGUUCCUGGUAUCCUCAUCACGACGGUGGCGAUCGCCUUGCUUCUCCUCUGCCAAGACACCCCCACUGGCAAGUGGUCGGAACGCCACCAAGCCGCCGAGAACAACUUGCGCUCGCACAGCGUGGACGGACGAGUUGUCGAAAUUCCUGGCCACAUUGCCGACGAGGGCAAGCGCUCUGGAACAUCGUCGCCUCCCAGUGGCAUGAUCGAAAAUGAGAAGAAGCUAGACCACGAAGCACAGCUGGGUGAUGUACCAAUGCUCGAGACCGCACAGGGUGAAAUCGUCCAGAAGCCCUCAUUUAGGGAUAUCGCCAAGGUCUGCUUCUCUCCCCAGACCAUCGUGGUGGGAGCCUGCUACUUUUGCGGUUUCGGCGCCGAACUCGCCAUCAACAGCAUUCUCGGGACCUACUACGGCGUCAACUUCAAGGGCCACGUCAAGAACCUCGGCCUCCAGACGGCCUCCAACUGGGCCGCCAUGUUUGGUCUCAUGAACGCUCUCUUCCGCCCUCUCGGCGGCGCCGUGUCCGACUUGGUUUACAAGCACACCAAGUCCGUCUGGGCGAAGAAGGCCCUCCUGCAUUCCUACGGCAUCAUCGCCGGCGCCUUCCUCCUCGCCAUCGGCCUCACGAACCCCCACAACCUCGCGACCCUCGUGUGCCUCAUCGGCAUCGGCUUCGCCUUCUUCCUCGAAGGCGGCAACGGCCUCAUCUUCUCCCUCGUGCCGCACGUCCACCCCCACGCCAACGGCGUCGUCUCCGGCUUCACGGGCGCGUCGGGAAAUUUGGGCGGCAUCAUCUUCAGCAUCAUCUUCCGCUACAACGUCGACACCGUCAAGGGCGUCGCCGUCGUCAACUACGCCAGGAGUAUCUGGAUCAUCGGCGUCAUCAUGAUCGGUAUCAACGUUGCUGUCUGCUGGAUCAAGCCCAUCCCCAAGGGUCAGAUCGCCGGACGAUAA